AUGCAUGUUUCAUCUAUUUAUUUAACAUCGGAACAAAUUGAUAAAUUACGACGUGUAUUAACACCAACAAUACCUAUUUAUCCAUCACCACCAACAUCUUCAUUUCCAACAUUACAUAUAACACCAAAAGAUUUUCUACGAGAUGUAUUAUUAAAAUUACAUAAACAUUCAAUUGAUAUAACAGCUGUACGUUUACAUGGUGGUGCAGCAUCUUAUGUACUUGUAAAUGAUUCAGAUUUUGUUUAUCGUGAUAUUGAUAUAUUAUUUCUUAUUAAAACAUCAUUAUCAUCACAACAACAAACAACAUUAUUUUCAUCAAAUAAUCAACCAUAUUUAUGUGAUGUAUGGACAAUAAUUAAAUAUAUAAUAUCAUCAUGUUUAAUUGAACAUAUACCAAAUGCCUCAACAUGUACACAAUAUUUUAUAUCAUCUGUACUUGAUACAUAUACAAAAAAAAAUAUAAAAAUAUGUUCUGAACAAGAUUCAUGGGCAUUAUUAUCAUUACAAAAUUUAUUAGGACAAAAUCUUGAAUUAAAAUUUGUUGAAAAUCUUAAACGACAAUGGCAAUUUAGUGUUGAUUCAUUUCAAAUUGAUAUUAAACCAUUAUUAUUUGAAAAAUCUAUUCAACAAUCAUUUAAAACUGGAUCAAUAACAACAAAAAUUCAAACAAAUAGUUUAGUUAUUGAUGCUAUUAAUAGUGUUACUAUUCUUAAAAAUAAUAAUCAUACGGAACAAAAUACAAGUACAAGUCCAUUACAAUUUGGAUUUUUUUCACCAUCAUCUUUACCAAAUAUUAAUGAAAAUGAUAAUUCUAUACAAUGUCAAACACUUGCAACAAUAACAACAAUUCAAACAUCAAAAAAUCAUAAUACAUCAUCUGAAUCUCGUUCACGUUCAUUAAAUCCAUCGGAAUCAACAAUCGAUGAUAAUGAUUCAAAUUCUUCACUUCAAUUUCAACUUUCAAUUAAUGAAGAUGUUGAUGAUGGAAUUGAAGCUGAUGCUGAUGAUUCUCCAAAUGAAGAUGAUGAUCAAGUAUUUCAUACACCAAUUAAUAAAGAUAAUAAUACAUCAACAACUGAAAUCUCAUUAUCAUCAUCAACAAAUUUAAUUGGAGUUUUUUCUGUUUAUAAAGAUUUACAUCAAGCACUUCAUCAUUUAAAUAAUAAAUUAAUAGCUACAUAUGAACCUGAAACAAUGCGUGGUGGUGGUUUAUUAAAAUAUUGUGAUCUCUUAGCACGAAAUUAUAAACUUUAUGAUGUUGCUAUUAUGAUUCAUAUGCAACGAUAUAUGUGUUCAAGAUUUUUUAUUGAUUAUAAAACAAUUCCAGAACAAAUACAUGUUAUUGCACAAUAUGUAGCAACACAUUUUUUACCAUCAACAAUAAUAAGUAAUUUACACAUAACAAAUAAUAUAAAUGAAAUUUUACAACGUCGUUAUUAUCAACAAAAUCAAUUAAUGAAUUCGAAAUAUGAUUCAAAACAAAUUGAUGAAAAUGAUUUAAUUAAUGCACGUUUAUGUUUAUUAUUUUUUGAACAUUUAGCAGCAGUUAUACAACAAAGUACUGUUUGUUUAACACAUGAAGAUAGAGAAUUAUUAUUUAUUAAUAUAACUUAUCUGAAAGACUCUUAUCAUUAUGAAUAUGAACAUUUAUUUAUGGGUGAUCAGCAACAUAUUCAAAAAUAUCAUACAUAUAUUCAUCAUCAUCAUUGUAUAAAUUCAUCUUCAAAUUCAAGUCGAUCGUCAUCACCAUCAAGUUCAUCGUCGAAAUCAUAUGGAUAUUAUCGUGCAAAUUCCCAUCGAAAUUAUCAUACAAAUCGACAAUCAACAAAUUUAUCAUAUCAUGGACCACGUAAUUAUACUGAACAGCAAACAGUACAUCGACGAAAUCAAUCGUGA
Messenger RNA from Rotaria sp. Silwood2, 1896 nucleotides. The record is from the annotation of a GenBank genome assembly. Lineage: Eukaryota; Metazoa; Rotifera; Eurotatoria; Philodinida; Philodinidae.